AGUAAACUUGAGAAAAGAAACUAAAAUAGUAUUACUAUUAGUAAGCACAAUUCCCGUGUAAUUGGUUGGCAUAUAGCGGGAAUGCUAACAUGUUUGGCGGUGGAAAAAAGAAGAAGGGCGGUGCCGAUGAUGCGAAGCAGCCGCCAGCAUUACAAACACAAAAUUCGGAUCUGUUUGACUUGUCCCAACUGCGGAGCCUGGCAGGCAUGCCUCAGUCAGGUGUAGAUGAAGACGACUCGGCAUUAGAGGCUGAACUGGCUGCGUUGAUGGCAGAUGACGGAUCAGCUGGGCCAUCAAGGCCCCUUGCUAGGAACAGAGCACCACCUCCUCGGAAGACUGAUCUGGCUGUUGAGACAAAGGAGGUCAUUGAAGAAGACGAAGUGACUGAAGAUGAUCUGGAUAACCCAGAUUACUUGGCUGAGCUAGCCCUGCUGUCUCAGGAUGAUGCCAACAUGGAUAACUUGAAGCCUUCUCCUAGACCUUCCCCCAGAGCAUCCCCUAAGCCUUCUCCUCGAGCAUCUCCAAGACCCUCUCCUCAACCAUCACCAACAGGCUCUCCUGCACCUCAAAAGAAAUCUGAAGGUGACGUCAAAGCACUCAUUCAGGAGAGGAUAGAGAAUUACCAGUUGGCCCUGAAGAAUGCCGAGGCAGGCAACGAGAGCUCCAAGGCCCGACGAUACGGGCGAGGUCUCAAGAAUUUAAAAGAUAUGGAGAAGAAAGUUCAACGCGGCGUGAAAAUUGAUGAAUCGGAAAUUCCGCCAAUGGUGGCCACUGGGGGGAAACCCAAGCCUCCACCAGAAGUGGCUCCCCCUCCUCCAACGGAUGAAACAGUCCAACCACCAAGCAGUGACAAUGUUACUCAGCAUACGGACCGUUCCACGAAAGGGGUUGGGGAUUCUGAAAUGGCGUUGUUGAAACAGAGGCAGCAUGAGUACAAGAUAGCCGCCCUUGAAGCUAAGCGGGCCGGUAACAUGGAGACGGCUGCCGAACAUCUUAAAGUAGCCAAGCAAUUUGACUCUGUGAUAAGCGCCAUUGAGCAGGGAGAAGAAGUGGAUUUGACUGGUAUGCCGCCAUCACCGUCCACUCUACAAGAUAUGGCACCAACCGUACCGCCGCCCAAACAGCAGAAGAUGCAAGCACCAAGCAUCGAUGUCGUGUCACCAGCGGGUCACAGUGACCCUACACCAUCAGAUACAGAUACCCCAAUGCCUAGUACUCCUCUAGAAGCCUUGCAACUACGCCAUGAUAGUUACAAGACGCUGCUGGAUAAAGCUACUACGGAAGGAAAUGCUAGCAAAUGUCGGAGAUUAGGACGAAUUGUCAAGAACUAUCAGGAUGCCAUCAAGAAAGAAAGACUUGGCAAGCCUGUGGAUUAUGAAGAGCUCCCAGCCUUACCAGGAUUCCCUCCUAUCCCGCCAAGAGGUGGCGCUCCUAAAUCCCCAGGUCAGCCAUCUCUAGUCCAGCCAUCACCAGGUCAGCCUUCCCUAGUCCAGCCUUCCCCAGGUCAGCCUUCCCCAGGUCAGCCUUCCCUAGGUCAGCCUUCCCCAGGUCAGCCAGCCCCAGGUCAGCCUGCUGGUCGACCAUCUGGUGCAUCACCACAGCCAGGUGCAGCUGCUGCACCAGUCAGGCCUGCACUUGCAAGACCUCCCUCAGUGAAAGAAGCACAGAACCUGAAGAAUCUGAGGGUACUGGUUGCCAGGCAGAAGGAGUACAAGACGCUCGCUAUCCAAGCCAAGAAGGAGGGAGAUAUGGGUGAAGCUAUGAGACUGCUGAAAGUAGUCAAGGGAUUUGAUUCUAUGAUUGCAGCAAGCGAGAAUGGUCUGCCAGUCAACAUGGAAUCGAUUCCACCCUCUCCGCUCCAGCAACAGUCGUCCUUUGAGGAUGAUAUGGAGAUAGUGUCAUCAGGCGACGUGCCAGCAGGCGAAGAAUUGACGGCUGAAGUCCUUGCCGAUAGUAAACAACUCUACGCUCGUCUAAUGACCACCCUGAAGAGACAAAUUGAGAUUUGUGCCUCAAAUGAAAAACAGUACAUGCAACUUGGAAACUUGUCAACAUCAAAAAGAUUUGGUGACAUGAAGCAUAGUUGCCAGCAGGACUUGGAUCUUUUACAAGUGUCCAUGUCACAUUCAGAUCCUGUUCCUAGAUUUCACUACGAGUCCAGGACCAUUCCGUCAAUCAGAGUUAUCCCGGAUCUGACGGACACCGAAGUUGAGGUUAUCAUUGUGAACGGGAUUCAGUACAAGCUACCACCAGGAGAAAAAGAUCUGGAGACACAAGUCAAGUUUGAGUUCCCAUACCCAAGUGAUGAACCUCAAACUGGCAAGACCGGUUGGGGCAAGGGUGUUGAUACGAUAGAAUAUGACGACUCUACCAAGCUGAACAUUCAGCGCAACAGGUCGUUUGCAUCCUGUGUCAAACGGAGGUCCGUCAAAUUUGAAGUCUACUAUGCGAGAGGCUUUCUGAGGAGCGACAAGCUCCUGGCCCAGGCUAGUCUCAAGUUAGCGGAACUGGAAACGAAAUGUGAAAUUCAUGAAAGCAUACCAUUGUAUGAUGGCCGCAAACCCACUGGGGGCAAGCUUGAGGUCAAAGUUCGCAUCCACCAUCCACUGAGUGGAGUCAAGGAAGACCAAACCAAAGAGAAAUGGCUCGUUAUCAACAGCAAGCAUAAACCAUCGCAUGUUCCUAAAUCCAGUCCAAGUCAUCACAGUCCUACAAAGCAACCAACGCAACACGGACACUCAGCAGCAACCUCUCCACAGAAGAGCGUGCAGUCUGCUGAUAGUUUGUAUGUACUGAACUGGGAGUUAGAGCAACUCAAGAAAAAGAUGACAGAAUUGCAGGCGCAUAGAGGAAGUGUUCCCAAGGAACUGAUGGCACAGCAGAGGCUCACAUCAGACAAGAUACAGAAACUGCACAUUUUCCUGAAGGAGGGCGGACAACAAGCGAGGCAAGCAUACGUGGCCAGACUACAGUCCUCUUUACCAGGCUACAUCGCCCAUGCCAAGCAGACAUUAAUGGCUGGCAACAAGGACAAAGCAGGCGUGCUCAUGGCCAAGAAGAAACUCGUUGAACAAGAGAUUGCGUCGUUCAUGAAGUGAUUUCAGCAAAUGUUGUGAGAAAAAUAGAGAAAUUUAUUUUUUGUCCACUGUAGUACCAAUACGUCGUCAGGACAACGGUUCAUCACUACUAGGGAUUUGAAUCCAAGUUCAAUUCCGUAAAUGUGUCACAAACUUUUAUGCACCGUUUAAACAAUUUGCCAAAACUUCAUCAAGUACCUGCAAAGUUGCACCUAGGAAAGGCAUAGAACAUUUAUCAUGGUCUGGAGCAUAUUGGAAAUAUCAUACACAAUGAAUUGUAUACAAUGUAUAAGUUAGACGAAAUAGAUUGCUGCGAAUCAUUACAAAAUGUUAUAUUAAACCUUUGAGAUGUGAACAAGUGUACUGCCUUGCUUUUAAUGCUUUGGAGGUUAAAUAGGUUAUGACUAUAAAAUAGACUUCUGUUUUAUAGUAGAAUAAAAAUGUGGGCUAAUUGCGUGAAUCAAGGUCUGAUUAGGGCUGUGCAUCGGAACCGGGUACCCGAGUACCCGACCGCUGAUGUCAGGAACCGGUUCCAGAUUAUGGGAUCGGGUACCAGUAACCAACUUUACAAGUUACUUAGUUACUUCUCAGACAAUGAAAAAGACAGUUUUUUAAGUCAUUUGCGGGGAAUUUUCAAAAUGAAAACCAGGCUACAUGGCAAACCAAAACAGAUUUCACGUUGAUGUGCAAUGUAACACCCGACAGAUGAAGCUCGCGAAAGUUGCAGUUUACAUCCUAAAGCUAUAAAGUCCUUCGGACAACUUCCGGGAUUUGAAUUUUGAGUUGGUUUCUUUUACGGGUAACCAGGUACCCGUGUUUUACUUCAGUAGGGUAUCUUGUUUAUGUACUACCCGUAAGUGCACACCACUAGGUCUGAUUUUAAAAUUAGGGGUUUUGUUUAAACGUUUUGGAUAUAUUUUUGAGCAUCAUGCACAUCCACAAUAAAAACUGUAGACGUAUGAGCGGCAUGAUACGUUUUACUGACGGUAUAUUUUUAC
This is a messenger RNA of Patiria miniata (bat star), 4075 nucleotides long. Its product is annotated as coiled-coil and C2 domain-containing protein 1-like. The coding region runs from base 90 to 3098 and encodes 1002 amino acids. Gene Ontology annotation, molecular function: DNA-binding transcription repressor activity, RNA polymerase II-specific; RNA polymerase II cis-regulatory region sequence-specific DNA binding. The transcript has 25 exons. Gene Ontology annotation, biological process: regulation of transcription by RNA polymerase II. Lineage: Eukaryota; Metazoa; Echinodermata; Asteroidea; Valvatida; Asterinidae. The record is from RefSeq and is a predicted model, not a curated record. Gene Ontology annotation, cellular component: nucleus.